Strongylocentrotus purpuratus (purple sea urchin) is the source of this 1090-nucleotide messenger RNA. Its product is annotated as CUGBP Elav-like family member 4. Lineage: Eukaryota; Metazoa; Echinodermata; Echinoidea; Camarodonta; Strongylocentrotidae. Gene Ontology annotation, molecular function: RNA binding. The transcript has 2 exons. Bases 648 to 1013 code for a protein of 121 amino acids. The record is from RefSeq and is a predicted model, not a curated record.
GGAAGAGAAUAAAGAGACGGGAUGAAUAACAAGAAAUGGAACAAAAGAAGACUGAUUCACUGCACCCCUACAUGCCAAUCGACGUGUCCCAUCCAUCUCGUAUACACGCAGCUCCAUCCGAGCGAGCGAAGACAAGGCACAGAGACGGUCUUCGCUUUUGGGGAUGAAAAUUUCGUACUUUGUUGUGAUGAAUUAUGCACACUCAUUUGCAUAAAAGCCAAAGCUAUUCACCGUAGGGUUUCUCCAUCACAAAAAAACCGAACUUCUACCUCAAUCUCCAUUCGGUUAGUUUGUGUCGUGAGCCGGGGUAGUGUGAGUGCGUGUGUUCUUCUGUAAGCGCUUUAUAUACCGGUGGCAGUGUGAUUUAUUGGUUGAUCUACGUAAAACUGUAAAGCCCCAGCCAGCAAGACAUUUCAAAUUAGAGCACUUCCAUUUUUUUGUUGUAGCAUCACUGUACCGCUGGAGUGAAGAUUGAAUUUGUAGAUAUUUUUUCGCCUUGUGUGUACUUGUGUAGAGUAGUCUAGUCAUCCGCGCAAACGCAUCUUGGAGAAGAGGACCAUUGCACUCGACACACGAAACAAACACACCACACACGCGCCCGCACCCGACAUAUUUUCUCCUCCUCCUUCGCAUCUCUUGCAUCCAAUAUGACGAACAUGGCAGCCACACAGCUAGUAAGUGGACCAGACACACAACAACCCACCGGCAACCAGGUUUCCCAAGUUGUCAACAAGUCUAACGGAGUUUCAUGUGCACCCCAGACCAUCCCCAUGAAGGACCAUGAUGCUAUCAAAUUAUUUGUGGGCCAAAUUCCGCGGAACUUGGAGGAGAAAGAUCUGCGACCGAUCUUCGAGGAUUUUGGGCGCAUCUACGAGUUGACAGUUCUGAGGGACCGAUUCACAGGCGUGCAUAAAGGCUGUGCCUUCCUGACAUAUUGCGACAGGGAAAGUGCGAUCCGUGCGCAGAAAGCUCUACACGAACAGAAGACCCUUCCAGGGGUAUGUACACUAUGACUAUUUACAUGUUUGAAAUAUUUUUAACAAAAUGUUAUGGAUUGGAAGUGACAAUUCUAUGGCAUUUCCCAUUUUAA